GUUUUGCUGUCCUUUCCAUGUGUACAAAGAGUACAAAGCGCCUUUAGCAUUAUUUAAUUCUUUUACCUUAUUUGAUUAAAACAUCUAAUUUAAGUUGGUUAUGGAAAUUAGUCUUUUGGCUAGUUUCAACUUUCAACCCAAAACAAACUUGGUUUUUCCUUCCCCCCCAACCCCCACCGCCAAGAUUUUAAUGAUUCCUUUUUCUUUCAAAAAGACCACACCAAAAUCAAUACCAAAAUAAAAUCUAGAAGCCGUCUACUAUUUGAAGGAUCUCAGUCGUUAUAAUUUCCAAUUCCUUGUAGAAAAGGAAAUUUGUAGGAGUCAGAGUAAAAUUUAGUGCUACUAUUAAUAGUUCAUGCAAGUAUUACGAAGCUGUCUGCUUUUGCCAAGUGGUGAAAAGGUUUGUGGAAAUUAAGAUGGCGAGUUUGUCAAGCAUUCCUUCAGCCUCGUCAAUGUUCCAGGCCUACGCCUCAAUGACUGCUUCAAUUACCCUUUUUAAGACAAUGCUGAACCAAGUGGUACCCCGCCAAGUCCAGCACUAUAUUGUCUCCAAACUUCGCAGUUAUUAUCGUCCUCAUUCAUCAAACAUAACUCUGGUUAUAGGAGAAAAAGAUGGCAUAGCUAUCAACGAAGUCUAUAAUGCUGCUGAAAUUUACUUGUCAGCCAAAUCCAGCCCUGAAUUUCAACGUUUCAGAGUUAGCAAAAUACCCAAAGACCCAAAAGUGAACGUAAAAUUCGGCAAUUGUGGAAAAAUUACUGAUUCUUUUGAAGGGAUUCAAUUGGUCUGGAGAUACGUUCACGAAGCUGGCUCAAAGAACUCCUCACAAUACGGUGAUUCUGGUCGUGGUAAUUUUGCUUCUGAGAAACGUAGUUACUUUGAGCUAAGCUUUAAAAAGCAACACAAGGAAAAAAUCGUGAAUUGUUACAUCCCUUUUGUACUUGAAAAAGCCAAAGUCAUGUCUGAUGAGAAAAAGGUUGUCAAGUUGAAUUCUCUAGCUACUUGUAGUUCUAUACUUUGGGAUUCCGUCAACCUUGAGCACCCUUCAACUUUUGAGACACUAGCAUUAGAACCAGCACUGAAGAAAGCCAUAAUAGAGGAUCUUGAUAGGUUUUUAAACAGGAAAGAAUUUUACAGGAGAGUAGGAAAAGCUUGGAAAAGAGGAUAUUUAUUGUAUGGACCACCAGGGACAGGGAAAUCAAGUUUGAUUGCAGCAAUAGCUAAUUAUCUAAAAUUUGACAUUUAUGAUUUAGACUUGUCUCAUAUAAGGCGAGACUCGGAUUUGAGAAAGUUGCUGUUGAGCACCAAGAAUAGGUCUAUAAUUGUCAUUGAAGACAUUGAUUGCAGCGUUGAUCUGCCUGAGAGAACUCAAAAUCGCACUAAGGAUGCUGAAUAUGGUCGUUCACGAGAUCGUGAGCUUACACUUGGUGGAUUAUUAAACUUCAUAGACGGGCUAUGGUCAAGCUGUGUAGAUGAGCGGGUUAUUAUAUUUACCACAAAUCACAAAGAGAGGCUUGAUCCAGCUCUGUUGCGACCUGGACGAAUGGACAUGCACGUCCAUAUGUCGUACCUAACAAGUGAAAGUUUUAAGGUCUUGGCCUCUAAUUAUCUGGAAAUUCACGAUCCUCAUCAGGGUUAUUUUCAAGAAAUACAAGAGUUGAUUGAAGGUGUUCAAGUUACCCCUGCAGAGGUUGCUGAGGAACUUAUGAAGAGUGAAGAUGCCGAUGUUUGCCUUGGAGGUCUUGUCAAUUUUCUUAAGAGAAAAAGGAUUUGUAAUAAUAUUACUGAAGAGGUGGAGAUCAAGGACAAUAAUACUACUCCUACUGAUGAAGGGGUACAACUUCCGCAAGUAAAAAGGAGAAAACCAGCUUAGAGUAUAUAUAGCAUAAUUCAAUUUAUUCCUAAAGUAGAAAGAUUAAUUUGUGAGUGAGUUUAAGCCUUUGGUUAUGCCGCAGAAGAUUUUGCUUUUACUUUUUCUUGUUGGUAUUCGAUUGAAUGGUUAUGUGCAAA
Nicotiana attenuata is the source of this 2008-nucleotide messenger RNA. RefSeq names its product AAA-ATPase At5g17760-like. The record is from RefSeq and is a predicted model, not a curated record. The transcript has 2 exons. Gene Ontology annotation, molecular function: ATP binding; ATP hydrolysis activity. The coding region runs from base 417 to 1871 and encodes 484 amino acids. NCBI's taxonomy places the organism in Eukaryota, Viridiplantae, Streptophyta, Magnoliopsida, Solanales, Solanaceae.